Ochotona princeps (American pika) is the source of this 1805-nucleotide messenger RNA. RefSeq names its product cation channel sperm associated 4 (gene CATSPER4). The transcript is spliced from 11 exons. The record is from RefSeq and is a predicted model, not a curated record. Bases 64 to 1422 code for a protein of 452 amino acids. Lineage: Eukaryota; Metazoa; Chordata; Mammalia; Lagomorpha; Ochotonidae. Gene Ontology annotation, biological process: transmembrane transport; sodium ion transport; flagellated sperm motility. Gene Ontology annotation, molecular function: calcium-activated cation channel activity; voltage-gated calcium channel activity. Gene Ontology annotation, cellular component: membrane; CatSper complex; sperm principal piece.
ACAAGGGGGAGCGAGAUUGCUGGGAGAGAAGCUUCCCGAAGGAUAGGGAAUCCCUGCUGAGCCAUGCCUAUUGAUAACCACAGGGCCAUUUGGCUGCAAUGGACAGAUAAUGUCAAUGUCAAAUAUUUGAAUACUCUGAAGCCCCGGCAUGAUUCCUUCAUCCGGCCUGAGGACCAGGUGCUCAUCAACCGUUGGGACAUCAUGUACAAAACGGACACCUGGGACAUGCAGGAGCUCAUCACGCGCAUGUACAUUAAGCAACUGCUGCGACACCCGGCCUUCCAGCUGCUGCUGGCCGUGCUGCUGGUUAUCAAUGGCAUCACCAUUGCUCUCCGCACCAACUCCAACUUUGACCAGACACACUAUGAGUUGUUCUCUACCAUAGAUGAUGUCGUGCUGACCAUCCUAAUCUGCGAGGUUCUGCUCGGCUGGUUCAAUGGCUUCUGGAUUUUUUGGAAGGAUGGCUGGAACAUUCUCAACUUCCUUAUCGUCUUUAUCUUGCUCUUGGGGUUCUUCAUUGAACAACUCAACACUAUUGCUAUCACCUAUACCCUCAGCCCCUGGCCCGGAUCAUCCGUGUCAUACUGCAGUCAGUGCCUGGCAUGGCAAACAUCAUGGCCCUCAUCCUCUUCUUUAUGCUGGCCCUGGAGUGCGGUCAGGGCACCGCUACGGUCUCUCUGGCAGGUGUUCUCAGUGUUUGGUGUCACGCUCUUUGGUGCAUUCGUGCCCAAGCAUUUUCAGAACAUGCAGGUUGCCCUGUACACCCUCUUCAUCUGCAUCACCCAGGAUGGAUGGCUGGACAUCUACAGUGACUUUCAGAUGGAGAAGAGGGAGUAUGCAAUGGAGAUUGGGGGCGCCAUCUACUUUGCCAUCUUCCUCACCAUGGGUGCCUUCAUUGGCAUCAACCUGUUCGUCGUCGUGGUAACUACCAAUCUGGAGCAAAUGAUGAAGGCAGGAGAGCAGGGACAACAGCGUCAAAUAGCCUUUAGUGAGCCAGGCGACGCCGACGAUGACCAGAAUAAAGAGCUGCCGCUGGUGCACUGUACCGUCGCCCGCCAGGAGACCACUGGCCACCUCCAGGAGCCGCUGGUGGGGGGGCCCCUGCCAAAUCUCUCGGAAAACACGUGUGACAACUUCUGCUUGGUGCUCGAGGCAAUCCAGGAGAACUUGCUGCAAUACAAGGGCAUCCGCGACGAGCUCAAUGCGAUCGUGGAGGAGGUGCGCUCCAUUCGCUUCAACCAGGAGCAAGAAGAGGAGCUGUUACACCGGCACCUGUCCAGGAGCCAAGAUUUCGAGACUGGCUCCUCGGUGGACAUCCGCGAGGUGGCUCAAGAACAAGACUUGAUUACGGCCCUGGUGAACCGAGAAAGGGUCCAUGAAUCGGCCACAAAUAUGCUGAACAAACACAAGAGCAGCCGCUAAAAGAAUAAAAUGGGACUCAAGAACCUGCGUUGAUACACAUCUGGCUGCUCGCCGCCUGCUGUGGCUUCCCUAAGCGAGAUUUGGCACAGCCUUGCCUUCACAGCUUGGGGAGAGGCUAGGGCCUAUGCUCGUGGGCCCCAGGUCCAGAGGAGCCAGGAUGGAGAAGAAUCCUGGGUGAGUGUGGGGCCCCUAGCUCCAGGACAGGCACAGAAGCGGAGUGCCGGCCCAGGUGGACAGGAAUCAGCCUACGGAUGGGGUGUUCCUGGGCCCCUGCUCUGGCCCACAGCUGGGAGGGCCUGGGUGGGCCUCAAGGACCAAGAUGAGAAAUGCGAGGCGAGAGGGGCCAGAUCUUUGAGUAACUGACAAUAAAUUUUUGUGUUGGA